Molecule: messenger RNA, 913 nt
Organism: Halichondria panicea
Lineage: Eukaryota; Metazoa; Porifera; Demospongiae; Suberitida; Halichondriidae
Product: ras-related protein Rap-1b
Exons: 8
Coding region: 168-722 (184 amino acids)
Biological process (GO): Rap protein signal transduction
Cellular component (GO): plasma membrane
Molecular function (GO): GTP binding; GDP binding; GTPase activity
Source: RefSeq, a predicted model, not a curated record
UGCUUCUAUAUUUAUCUGCCAAUGGAAGCCGAGGUUUUGCGGUAACAACAUAAAAGGAUUUGGGUGUAACGUGACAGCAAAAUUUAGACUGAAAGAUACUGAGUUUACUGUGUAAGAAGAGCCCAAGGCAGAAAGACGUUCAUACUUGUGAUUCAGCCGUGUCAAGAAUGCGUGAGUACAAGCUUGUGGUCCUUGGAUCUGGGGGUGUUGGCAAAAGUGCACUGACUGUACAAUUUGUACAAGGGAUCUUUGUUGAAAAGUACGACCCUACAAUUGAAGACUCUUACAGAAAGCAAGUUGAAGUAGAUGGGGCACAGUGUAUGUUGGAAAUACUCGAUACUGCUGGAACUGAACAAUUUACUGCAAUGCGUGACUUGUAUAUGAAGAAUGGCCAGGGCUUUGUUCUUGUAUACUCGAUAACGUCUCAAGCAACCUUCAACGAUCUUGCGGACCUCAGAGAACAAAUCUUGAGGGUCAAAGACCAAGAUGACGUGCCUAUGGUUCUAGUGGGUAACAAAUGUGAUUUGGAAGAUGAGAGGGUUGUUGGCAGAGACCAGGGACAAAAUCUAGGAAAACAGUGGGGAAACUGUUCAUUUAUGGAGUCCUCUGCCAAAUCAAAGAUCAACGUAUCUGAGAUUUUCUAUGACCUAGUAAGGCAGAUCAACAGUAAAACUCCGGAGAAGCCUGAAAAAAAGAAGAAGCGGGGCUGUCUUGUACUGUAACUCCUUAAAGUAGCUGUGUUUAACAGAUAUUUCCAAGCACUAACAAGUGUUAAAAAGCAUUUUCUGUUAUUAUGUAUAAUUACACCUCUGUAAAAAGAAACAUUUACAUGGACUUUUGAUUUAGUUUUUGCGAGUGUAUAUGUUUUAGCUACAUAAUUAUGUACAAUUAUUACAUUAAAAUUAUGCCAACA